UGUUCUUUAAGGUAAAAAUAUAAAAAGCUAAACCUUCGGAGGCACUCAAACGAUCACGUAGUCUACGGUUAGCAUACUCCCUUAAUUUUGAUUUUGCCAGAGUCCUCAAUUUGAUUCCUCACAGCUCGUGAGAUGCCGAUUAGGGCACUAGAUGGCAGUAGCUGAUUCCAUGACAUUUAGGUCAAUUAAACAUGUCAUGUCAUUGGUCAACCAGGUUAUUAGCUGGAGCCAGUUUAUUUUCACAUUCAUUGGGCCCUCAUUUUGAGCCAAUAAUGAUUGCGGUUCAUUGUGGUGCAGGACGUUAUAACGAUUCCAAGCAAAAAGAAUAUGGAGCGUUAUGUAGAAAGGCUUGUAGAAAAGCGAUGACAGUGCUAAAUAAUAAUGGGACAGCCUUAGAAGCUGUUCGAGAAGCCAUAACAGUUUUAGAAGAUGAUCCGCUGACGAACGCUGGAUUCGGAUCAAAUUUGACUUUAGACGGCACUGUAGAAGGAGACGCUUCGGUAAUGAACGGCGAAAAUUUAUUAUUUGCCGCUUGUGGAGCUGUGAGGAGAAUAAAAAAUCCCAUUUGCCUGGCCUACGAUAUUUACCAAAGACAACUAGAACCGACUCCAUUAGGUCUGGUACAACCAAGCGUAAUGGUAGGGGAUGGAGCAUACAAGUAUGCGAAAAAGGCAGGAAUUAAGAUUGUGAAUGAAUCAAAGCUAGUCAGUCGUAAAGCGUUGAAACAAAGGGAAAAAUACAAAGCCAUGCUUGACGGAGUUAUUUCGGCUCAAGAGAAAGUUGACCAAAACCGAAUUGAUGAAGUCGAGAUUGAAUUCAGUGAGUCUAUGGAUACGGUUGGAGCUGUGUGUAUUGAUGACAUCGGAAAUGUGGCAGCCGGGUGCAGUUCAGGGGGACUACUGUUGAAGCGGCCGGGAAGAAUGGGACAAGCUGCUCAGUACGGUUCAGGCGUUUGGGCGGAUAGUUUGGACAAAACGCGCCGACCGAGCAUAGCGGUUUGCACGACAGGUUGCGGUGAACACUUGGUACAAACACUUCUGGCGAAAACAAUCGCCGAAGAUUUAUUAGUCGAGAAAAACUGUCCAACCGUUGAUCUACACCACUGUUUAAAUGAGAAGUUUAUGAAUUCCAGGUAUUUAAGACGCAUUGAAACAGCUAAACUUGGUGGGGCGCUGGUAUUGAAGGCGGACAAUGCUAGUGGUGAGGUUUCCUUAAUGUGGGGUCACAGCACAUAUUGCUUAGGGGUUGGUUACAUGAGGAAAGGAGAUGUGCGACCUCAUAUUGAUAAAUAGUGCUCUUAUUUUGCAAUAAGAACGAAUUAUUCAUCAAGAACUAUCACCUAGAGGGUAUCCUGCGAGACACUUAGGCUUAAGCUGUAAGAGAAAACUCGACUUUGACUUAAUCUCAUUGUUUAAACUAGCGUAAUCUGUGAAUCCAUGUUUAAAUUUUUUUAGAGUGAAUUUUUAAUAACUUCUUUCAUUUAAAAGAUCAUUAAUGUUUUGCUCAUAGAUAUUAUAAUCCAUGUUAACGGUCGCAUUACCUUUAUCAGCAGGAAGAAUUUUAAUCGUUUUAUCUUUUUGUAAAAACAUUGAUGCUUUUAUGUUUUUUUUUAGUUUAUGUAUGUUUAAGUACUUUUCAGUUACCGCGUGCAAACACCAAACUUUAAAUUAAAGUAAUAAAAACUGAAUGAAACAUUUUACAUUGAUUUUGUACAAAUGGUAUUACGUAGUAGACAUUUCCGGGUAUGGGUUCUUCUAAGCAACUGUCUUCUCUUGACCACCCUGUACAACUUAUAGUCAAUAUAAAGUCGAAUCAUAUAUAUAUUUUAUCAGUUUUAUAAUCCAAUUUACCGAACCUACAAGACAACGUUGGAUGAUAUGAUUAGAAAAUACCACAAUUUUUUUACUUUUAUAUCAAAUAUGUUUUUUAUUCGUUUAAUUCGUCAGAGCAAUGUAUAAUUUAUUUUUGUAUUAUUCCUGUGUACAACUUUUGUUUUUAACGAAUAUAUGGCCAUCAUUGAAAGCUUUUGAAAA
This is a messenger RNA of Dendroctonus ponderosae (mountain pine beetle), 2033 nucleotides long. Its product is annotated as threonine aspartase 1. Bases 192 to 1292 code for a protein of 366 amino acids. The record is from RefSeq and is a predicted model, not a curated record. Lineage: Eukaryota; Metazoa; Arthropoda; Insecta; Coleoptera; Curculionidae. The transcript has 8 exons. Gene Ontology annotation, molecular function: threonine-type endopeptidase activity. Gene Ontology annotation, biological process: protein maturation.